UUUACUUUCCAUGAGGAGGUGCAAACAACACAGAAAGGGCACCAUCAUUAUGCAGGGGCUCCAUUGUUUUCUGUGGAUAGAUGCAGAAUCUGGUGGGAGUUGAAAUUGAGCCACAAAAAAUCAUCAGAAAGCAGUUUGCCAUUGGCCCAGAAGAUAUAUGAACAGAGAGAGAGAGAGAGAGAGAUGGACAAAUCUGUUUGCAGUUCAUGUGAUCAUGCAGAAGAAGACUAUAUUGACAUGGAAGUUGCCUCACAUUCCUCCAUUUCCAACCAUUCCAAAUGCCCUCCACCCCACCCCAGAGAAUUUGAGUUCCAAAUGUUCUCAACCUCCUCACAAAGGGACACCACCACUUCCCCAGCAGACGAACUCUUCUACAAAGGGAAACUUCUCCCUCUUCACCUCCCACCCCGUGUAGAAAUGGUAGAGAAGCUCCUCCAGAAUCCCAACGCUUGUACUAACAAACCUGAAAAUUAUGACGAGGUUGAUGUGUUUGAAGAGUCUGCCUGUAUAUUCACAACCACCAAUCAUACUCCUACCAGCAAUAAUACCCCAUUCCAGUCCUGCAAUAUUUCUCCCUCGGAGUCCUUCCGAGUUAGUGGGGAACUAAACCCUGAUGAUGAUUACUUCGUUGAGCAUGCAACACAAGAAGUCGGUAUCUUUUCUUCAGAUGAAAAUUCGAAAAGAUUCCAGACAAGAAAGCUUAAGCUGAUCAAGCAGUCCUCCGCAUUGAGCUCAAAACUGAAAGCUUCCCGAGCUUUCCUAAGAUCUUUAUUUGCUAAAUCCAGCUGUUCAUCAAGUGAAGCUUCUGCAGUUACUUCAAGAAUCACAAAAAAAGGAUGUGUUCCUCUGGCCAGCGAGGAUGCCACAGUAUCCAAGAAGGAUCCAUUCGGUCAAAUUCAAAGAUAUGGAUAUCAAAGUUCAUCUUCUCUUGCAAAGAGCUUCAACAAAGAAAAUGAAGGUUCAUUUUCAGGCUCUUUCAGGAUGGUAUCAACGACAAAAUCUUCACAUUCAGAGAUUGAGAAUUCAAUCCAGGCAGCCAUUGCUCACUGUAAAAAAUCUCAGCAGCAGAUUCAAACAAGAAAGACCGCAACUGACCUUGGAUUUUGCUCACUGUCAGCUUCUAGAGUUAUCUGUGAAGAACAAGAAAGACCGGAGCUCUGCAGGGGUUAAUAUUUCUUACUUCUCUUUACUUUUGGGGUGGAUGGUGUGGUAGAAGACAUUGAAAUUUGAAAAUGAACAAAGUUUUAUUAGCCUUAUGCUAUAUUUCUUUCCUUUAUAACUUGGCGACUUUGUGUCAGACACAUAAUGAUAAGGCCAAUAAUAAUUUUUUUGGUCAAAAAUUGUGCAGACAUGUGAAAGUUAAAGGAUCUUCAAAGAAGCACAAAUUAAGGUAACCCCAUCACUCUGAAUAAGCUCAGUUCACAAAUUGAAUAUAAAUUUCAUUUCAUAUGACUGAUAGCUGGACAGAGAUCUCAUAAAAGAAGCAGGUUUUACAAAUUUUACAGAGUAUUCAGGUUUCAUAGGCAACAUGAAUUCCAUCCCACAAGCAUCUACAGUUAAAUGGUUUUGAAAACUCUACUCUCAAUCUAAUUCCUUCCUGGGGGGGGGGGGGGGGGGG
Ipomoea triloba (trilobed morning glory) is the source of this 1618-nucleotide messenger RNA. Its product is annotated as probable membrane-associated kinase regulator 4. Gene Ontology annotation, cellular component: plasma membrane. The coding region runs from base 184 to 1170 and encodes 328 amino acids. Gene Ontology annotation, molecular function: kinase inhibitor activity. The record is from RefSeq and is a predicted model, not a curated record. The transcript has 3 exons. NCBI's taxonomy places the organism in Eukaryota, Viridiplantae, Streptophyta, Magnoliopsida, Solanales, Convolvulaceae.